AUGAGGUAUUAUACCAGCAGGGUCACACAUGUUUCAUCAGUCCCAGCAGCAGCUGCAACAGCUGCAGCUGCUGCAGCAACAGCAGCAGCUGCUGCAGCAACAGCAGCAGCUGCUGCAGCAACAGCAGCAGCCGCUGCGGCAGCCGCAGCAGCUCUAGCAGAAGCAAGAGCAAUAGAGCUACCCGGAACAACAGCAGCGGCAGUAACAGCAGCAACAGGCGCACUGGCAGCAACAACAGCUGCUACGGUAGCAGUAGCAGCAGCAACAGCAGCAGCAGUAGCACUGGCAGCAGCAAGGGCAGCAGUGGGAGCAGCAGCAACAGCGGCAGCAGCAGCAUUAGCAGCAGCAACAGCAGCUGCGUACCCCUCUUCUUUUGCUGCAGUUUUUCUUGGAGAGAAUGUCCGCUAG
Eimeria necatrix is the source of this 408-nucleotide messenger RNA. RefSeq lists its product as hypothetical. The coding region runs from base 1 to 408 and encodes 135 amino acids. The record is from RefSeq and is a predicted model, not a curated record. Gene Ontology annotation, molecular function: ice binding. Lineage: Eukaryota; Apicomplexa; Conoidasida; Eucoccidiorida; Eimeriidae. The transcript has a single exon.